AGAGAGUAUUAUCAACGUCUAAUCAAGGACGUUAAUCAAUUUAAUGAAAUGUCGAGCAAACACGAAUUGAAAAUUUCCUUCAAUGUGUACGGAUUAAUAACUUCUAGAGAAUUUCAAUUAGCAAAAACUUAUAUUGAGAGACUUCGCGCGCGAUUGCCGCAAGAGUACUGCAAACCAAACAUCGUCUCCAUGUUGGACCUGGACUGGAACCUGUUCAUAUUAAAGAUAAGGAGGGAAAUUGGAGGGGAAAAACUUUGGACGUUAAAGAAGCAGGUUGUUAUUUUCAAAAAUGAAGAACUACUAGGGGACGAUGAGGAUUUGUUGGAGUUCGUUGGAUCUAAGUACAGAUUUACUAUUUUUGAAGAAUUUGAGUGCAUUGGCGCCCAGCAAUUUAUCAAUUACAUCGAGCAACAAAAAGUGAAUGGAAAUACUUUUGUUUAUUUUACCAUUGCCGUGGAUCAGCAGAUUAUUGGUACUUUGCUCUUCGAGCUGUACGCGACUGCCGUGCCGACAAUAUCAAAAAUUUUUCUUAAAACGUGCGCGAAGAAAGUUGGUGGUUACUCAGGUACAUGUAUUCAACGAAUAGUAUGGCCGAGUUGGAUACAGUGCGGAGGCUGGUGCUUAGAACAAUACAAGGUACCAUGCGAAAACUACAGCAUUUCUCACAACAAACGAGGAGUUCUAUCCAUGUGCAACAAUGGAAAGCACAUUGACAACUGUACUCAGUUCUUCGUCACCUUAGAACCAACACCAUGGAUGGAUUACAAAUACGUGGCCUUCGGUCAACUGAUAAAUGGUGAUCACGUUCUUCGCAUCUUACAAAACAUUCCCACACUCUACGAAGAACCGCUCAAGAAAAUCGAUAUUGUGAAAUCUGGCGAGCUUGACUUACGCCCCACCUUCGGCCCCAAAGAUUUGUCGUACCUGAAAGACUUCCUUGCAACAAGGGAUCCUAUCAGCGGCUUGCACCCGGACGUGACCGACGUGAGAGAUUGCUCCUCUGACUACUCUCUAGGGAGCGACAACCAGCCACCAUGCGACAUUAUUGACUACCUACUAGAAAUGUACAGGGAGGAAAACGAGGAAAAUGGAGGUGCCAUCAAUCUGUAA
Molecule: messenger RNA, 1110 nt
Organism: Photinus pyralis (common eastern firefly)
Lineage: Eukaryota; Metazoa; Arthropoda; Insecta; Coleoptera; Lampyridae
Product: probable inactive peptidyl-prolyl cis-trans isomerase-like 6
Exons: 6
Coding region: 49-1110 (353 amino acids)
Biological process (GO): protein peptidyl-prolyl isomerization
Molecular function (GO): peptidyl-prolyl cis-trans isomerase activity
Source: RefSeq, a predicted model, not a curated record